GUUUCAGUCCCAACAAAACUCUCGAGCCGUAAAGUUGUUGCAAACGUGUCAGACGGAAGUUUCAGUUUUCGUUUCAGUUAAGCGCGUCGAACACUCUCGAUAUAUUUAGCGAUAUACAAACAGUUAUAAACAGUUAUUAUUGGCCAAAAGGAUACUCGACUCGCAGGGCGCCAGCAAACAAAAGACUUAGGCAACAAACGUGCCCCACAAUGACAAGCCACCACACAAAGGAGGCGAGCGCCAGCCGUUCGAGCUGGGCGGCAUUCUCGCUGCUCUUCAGCGCUCUGCUAGUCACACAGAUUGCCGCCGCCCAGGACCCAGCGGCGACGCCCGGCGAGUUCGCCCCCCAUGUUACGGCCACUUGCAAGGCGGGCACCAUGAACAUCAAGGUGAAGUUCAGUUCCGGCUACACAGGCGCCGUCCAUGCGCGGGAUCAUCGCACACCGCCCUGCAUGGCCAUGGGCGACGGCAGCGACUCGGUCGCAUUCAGCCUCAACCUCUGGGCCAAGCAGGGCGCGCCCGACUACUGCGGCAUCUUGGUCAGCAACGUGAGUGGAAGCAAUCGCACUGAGGAGCGUUCCAUUCAGCUGGCGGUGCGUGUGCACAAGACUCUUGAACUGGCGGAUGAUAAAUUUUAUGUGAUUACCUGUGGCAAAUCGGGCUACUCUCGCGAUGACAAUGCCCAUGUGGUUCUCAAGUUCCUGGAGAACGAUCACCGCGUGCGGGAAACGGUCUACGGCCACAAGUACAAGAUACGCGCCGAGUUCUCCAAGCCAAACGAUACCUAUGGCCUGCGUGUGGGCAACUGCUUUGCCUUUGACAAGAAGAACAUCACCCUGGAGCUGACAGACGAUCGCGGCUGCCCCUAUGAUCCCAACCUUAUGAGCCGCUUUGUGCCCACGAUCGACGGCCGUGCGGCGGAGGCAACACUGGACUCCAUGUUCAAGUUCCCCGAGGGAUCUGAGGUGCAUCUGCAGUGCGAUGUCGUUCAGUGCUAUGGACGCUGCGUAGAGAUCGACGAUUGCAGUCAGGUGGCUCUGGCUGGCUUCACCAAGGGCAGCGGCAAUGGCCCACGCAAGUUUGGCCCCAACGAGGAGGGCUCCAGCAUUGCGGGCACAACGGUCUUCGUCUUAGAUCCCGCCGAGGCGCGACUUAUUUCAUCAAAUUGCGAGGAUGGCAUUCGACCCAGCUGGCUGCUGUGGCUGGCCAUCACACUCGGAGUUCUGUUCCUCAUCAUGCUGCUAAUGAACAUUUUCCUCUGCACUGCCAUGAGCUGUAGCUGCGCCAAUACAGAGAUCAUUGAGAAGGAGCCCUCGAUCAUUGAGGAAUACGAUCCUUAUCGCAGCUGGCAUGGCAGUCAGUAUGGCUCCCGGUACUCGCUGCAUGGCCGAGAUGCGCACAAGGGCUAUACUAGCGGUGGCUCGACGAUACACUCAAAUAGGUCUAUUCCAAUUGAUAACGAUUAUGCAAUUGUACAUUCCCGACCCGGCUCUAGACAUUCAUCCACGUUGCAUGGACAGCGUGCACACCGCGGACCGCCCAGUAAUAUAUGAGAUCCUAAUGCUUAAGUCAAAAAUGUGACAGUUUUUUUUUUAAUGUUUAACAUAGUUUAGUUAUUGCCCACUUCAAAUAAGUCUCAAAUGUACAUAACUCGAAAUAUUACAACUCUCUGUCAACUCUAUUCUAAAUUCUUCGAUGAAUCUGAUUUCGCUGUAAAAUACUAAACGAAAAAACAAAAACAAAAACCUUAUAUCAUUAAAACUUUCCUAAUAUUUAAAUAACAAUUAAACAUAAGUCAUUAGUCUGUCAUAAGUUCGAUUGAAUGUGUACGAGUUUAAGUGAAGAGUUUUAUUUUAAUAUGAAAGUCCAGAAAAAGAAAAC
Molecule: messenger RNA, 1881 nt
Organism: Drosophila mojavensis
Lineage: Eukaryota; Metazoa; Arthropoda; Insecta; Diptera; Drosophilidae
Exons: 11
Coding region: 210-1553 (447 amino acids)
Source: RefSeq, a predicted model, not a curated record